AUGGCUUUCAAUGUAGACAGUUAUAUGAAUUACAAGAUCCAUGGAAUGUGCCCUGAGGAUGGGGACAUUGUUCAGAAGCUGAUAUCGAAUGGCUGUGAGAUAUCGAAUGGCUGCGACCCAUUACCAAGAAGAAGAUGCUUCACAAGAACAUCUCCACAUCACGGUUCUCCACUUUCUACAAAUGCUCAGAUUGUUUCAAAUGCUCAGAUUCUUCAAAUGCUCAGAAUGUUUCAACAGAAGGAGAUUCUUCAAAUGCUCAGAUUGUUUCAACCUCUCAAAACGAGGUGGGAUAUCCCAACAAAUCAGUCUGUUUCAGCAGAAUUCACCAUCAAUGAAGUUCUAAGCUUAAAGCCAGGGGAGAUCUGUAUUGGUCUAGAUAUUAGUCCAACCACAGGAACAUUUGCUGCUAUCAUGAAGGAGAAGAAUGUUACCAUUGCCUCAGCUACAUUGAACUUAGUUUGA
This is a messenger RNA of Ziziphus jujuba (common jujube), 462 nucleotides long. RefSeq names its product probable methyltransferase At1g29790. Lineage: Eukaryota; Viridiplantae; Streptophyta; Magnoliopsida; Rosales; Rhamnaceae. The transcript has 2 exons. The record is from RefSeq and is a predicted model, not a curated record. Bases 1 to 462 code for a protein of 153 amino acids.